GUGCCAAGUAUGUAUGCUUGUUCAAAAUUUACAUGUUUAUUCAACUUAUUUCCUGCUAUUUGGAUGCAAACUGGUUUAGUGAUUUUUGAACUAAUCAACCAAAUGAUUCAGCAAGUAGAACUGUAUAUUAUUUGUUUGGCUUCUUGCUUAAAGAAUUGUAAAAGUGCAUCAAGUUCAGGUAUGCUUGAGCUUGCCACAGUCGUAGUCUGUGUUUUUCUGCUCUUGGGAUCAAUUGACUAACAAAAAACUCAUCAACUGCUCUGUCGCUUUCCAGACAGGCUUUGCUGCUGUAAUAAGCAGCACUAGUAGAAAAAAGCAAAAAGGCCCAUAUAUUAGAACUAUCAGUUCCCCAGAAUUUAGAUCUACUUCCUCCUCUCUCACCUCACUCGACACUCAACUCUCACUCUCAUUCUCAUUCUCAAUUACCACCAUAGCCCUCUCCAUUAUUGCUGCUUGUGUAGUGGCAGUGGCGACUUUAUCAAAACUGCGGCCUUGCUGAUGAAGAUAUUAAAGUAAACCCUAAAUAAACCAAGGAGAAUGAUGCUGAUGGCGAGGUCUCUAUUGGCGAUGCUGCUCCUCACCAGAUACCUACAACCAAUUCUGAUUCUUCUAAUGGAGGUGGGGUUGGAGGAUUUGGUUUUUAUGUCAGAUCUAUGCUCAAAGUUUCAUUGAAUUUGAACUCAGCUCGAAUUUGAAGCCUUCUGGGAAUGAGAAUGGGAGCUCUAAUGUCUUUUAUUUUGUGGUUGAAACUGAUGAUUUUCUGUCAUCUGAUCGUGUUGAUGAUUUAUUUGGCAAAUUUGGAAAAUCUGGUCCGGUUUGAAGCGGGUUUCUAAAGAUAGGAUCGGACAUUUUGAUACCGGGGUUUUAGUAAAGCAAUGCUGCCAACGAUAGUGAGUAAGUUGAAGCAACGUUCUCAGUCUCCAUCUCUGAUAGACAAGUUAUACGAGUUGAGUGCGGACGAGAGGUCUUUUAUCAAGUUGACGCAGCCUGAAGCGGUUAUCCAGAUCAAGUCUCUGGACGAUUUUGAUUCUGAGGAGAAAGUUGCUCCAGCUAUGUCUCAAGAUACUUCGAGGUCACUAAGGUCUCAUGACCUUCUUAGCUCGUCCUUUCUCUUAGGUCGCCUUAAAUCUCGUUCUUCUCCUCAAACUUCAGAGAGUGCUCCCAUCAAGAUGGUUAUUCCAAAGAGCGGUCCUCCUCCACCUCAACCUCGUACUAACCUUAAGAGGAAGCUGGAGAUGCCUAUUAAUGUUGAUGCUGCUGAUUUCUCCUUUGAUUCUCUGGCUCCACAUGUGGAUACCUUGCUUUUUCCAUCUUUCAAGGAUCGUCAGUCUUCGCAGAAUUUUGUUGACCUUUCUCAAGAGGUUGCUGUGCAGUCUUUCCAGAGCUUUCAAUUUUGUCUAGGUGUGUUGGGCAAAGUGUCAGAGUUUACUCGGGUGUAUGAUGCUAUGAAGAAGGAGCGUGAUGCCCUUUCUGACAAAUACAAGGCUGCUACUGAUGCUCUGAAGGCUGAACGGGCUAAGCAUAGGGAGUGCAUUGCUGAAUGUGAUGGGCUGAAGAGCACCUUGAAGGAGGCUGGGAACGAGGCUGUUGAUGCUGCAACAUAUUAAUUUGGGAAGGCACGUCUUGAAAUGAUGGAGGAAUAUCAGCAAGGAAAGCAUGAAGCCUGGGAUUAUGAUGUUGAUAAGGCUGCCUUUGAGAAGGCAUUUCCUGAAGGGACUGCUGCUCCUGGCUCAUUGUUGCCGAGCUUCGCUGAUGAAGAGGUGAACUCUCAUCAUAACAAUGAGGUUAAGGAUGUCUUAGAGAAUUUGAAGCCUAUUGUUGAGGAGGUGGUCCCUGCUGAUAACAUGGGCGAAAAUUAGUUUCAAUGGUGCUGUGUCACCUUAAAUAGUAUUAACUCUGAAGAAUGUUUGUUUUUACUGCCUUAGUGCAGUUGGAUAUUUUAUUUUGUUUUUGUGCUGCACUGUUGCAGCUGGAUGAUUUGUUUGUUUUGUUGCUUUUGCAACUAAGUAAUUCUACCUCUUUUGCUAUGCUUAUGUUUCUUA
This is a messenger RNA of Chenopodium quinoa (quinoa), 2042 nucleotides long. RefSeq lists its product as uncharacterized. The transcript is spliced from 5 exons. The coding region runs from base 876 to 1607 and encodes 243 amino acids. The record is from RefSeq and is a predicted model, not a curated record. NCBI's taxonomy places the organism in Eukaryota, Viridiplantae, Streptophyta, Magnoliopsida, Caryophyllales, Amaranthaceae.